CACGCCGCCGCCGGUCAACAAAGAAGAAGACAACGCCGCCGCACGCCGCAGUCAGACGCGUUGUGGCUUGUUAUUAUUGUUGGUCAGUUCGUGCAGGUUGAAUGGCGUUUGGUGCUGGCAGAGAAAGCUCGGCAAAAUGUUGAAAGCUUUAGAAUCGGUGAAGGGACUGCUGAAGCUGGAUGCAGUGACCAUUGACAAUAACAUCUUCAGGCUGCAUUACAAAGCCACGGUGAUAAUUUUGAUUACCUUGUCGGUGGUAGUGACAUCAAAACAGUUCAUCGGCGACCCCAUCCACUGCAUGGGCGGCGGCGCGGUCCCCGAAAUGGUGAUGAACUCCUUUUGCUGGAUCAACUCGACGUUCACUCUCCCCGAGCGGGGUGGGCGCCUCGGCCAGGACGUGAUCCAGCCGGGCGUCGCCGGGCACACCGACCGCGACGAGCUGAAGUACCACAGGUACUACCAGUGGGUGUGCUUCGUGCUGCUCUUCCAGGCCGUCCUGUUCUACGUCCCCCGCUCUCUCUGGAAGCGAUGGGAGGGCGGCCGCAUCGAGAUGCUCGUCCAGGAGCUCAACAAGCCCGAGGGCGCCCAGGAGGACCACCAGAAGGUCGUGGUCGACUUCUUUACCACCAACAUGCACCAACAGAAUAUCUAUGCCCUCCGUUUUUUCAUGUGCGAGAUUCUCAACUUUGUGAACGUGGUCGGACAGAUAUAUUUUAUGGACAUGUUCUUGGACGGAGAGUUCUCAACCUACGGAUCUGAUGUAGUGAAAUUCACCAUGAUGGAGCCUGGAGAGCGAAGUGAUCCCAUGUCUCGUGUGUUCCCCAUAGUCACCAAGUGCACCUUCCACUAUUUUGGAGCUAGCGGCUCUGCGCAGACCUUGGAUGGUCUCUGCGUGCUGUCGCUCAAUAUUGUGAAUGAGAAAAUAUAUGUGUUCUUGUGGUUCUGGUUCGGGCUACUUUCAAUCAGCACUGGUCUGAUGAUGUUGUACCGCAUUAAUGUAAUUGUCUUCACGAAGAUGAGGAUGUAUUUGCUCCGCUCCCGUGCCCGUCUUGGACCAUUGGAGGACAUCAAGACCAUCGCAAUGAAGUACGAGAUAGGCGACUGGUUUCUCCUAUACCAGCUGUCAAGGAAUGUUAAUCCUCUCGUCUUCAAUGCAUUGAUAUCUGAUCUUGUCAAGAAAUUACAUGGCAAAGAGCAUGUUUAGCACCUGUAAAAUAAUUUUGACUUUAGUUUUUUAUCAUGCUUUUGUUUUUAGUUUAUUUUGUUAUUGUUUGCAAAGUUUAUGUAAAACGGAUGACUUUGAUUUUUAAAUGAUUUGGUUGUCAUCGAGUUGUUUUGCUGUUUUCAAUUAAUUUUCUUGCUACUGACUCUAAGUGCAUUUUGGGAUACCAGUAGAUUCAAAUAAGAGGCAAGUUCAUGUUACAAUAAUGUAUUCUGUACAAAAGUCAGUUAUAAAAUAUUCUUUCACAAUGUAUAGUGUACAGUGACAUAAGGUGGUGAAUAUAAAUAUGCAACAGGAAAAA
Thrips palmi is the source of this 1523-nucleotide messenger RNA. Its product is annotated as innexin inx2-like. Lineage: Eukaryota; Metazoa; Arthropoda; Insecta; Thysanoptera; Thripidae. The coding region runs from base 137 to 1204 and encodes 355 amino acids. The transcript has a single exon. Gene Ontology annotation, cellular component: gap junction; plasma membrane. Gene Ontology annotation, biological process: phototransduction. Gene Ontology annotation, molecular function: gap junction channel activity. The record is from RefSeq and is a predicted model, not a curated record.